Cavia porcellus (domestic guinea pig) is the source of this 992-nucleotide messenger RNA. RefSeq names its product eosinophil granule major basic protein 2 (gene Mbp2). Lineage: Eukaryota; Metazoa; Chordata; Mammalia; Rodentia; Caviidae. Gene Ontology annotation, biological process: immune response. Bases 191 to 895 code for a protein of 234 amino acids. The transcript has 6 exons. The record is from RefSeq and is a predicted model, not a curated record.
GUGGGGCUCAGCCUUGGCUUCUUGUGAGGAAGUGGGGACUGAGGGGGCCCUGGUUCCUUCCUGGCUCUCUGGGUCUGAGGCGCUGGUGUCUUGGCUCUCCUUGUACUCUUCACCUGAGGGACACCAAACUGAGGGCUGGGCUUGAACUUGUGACCCUCCUGCCUUCCCCUCCCAUUGGGACAAGGUCGAGAUGAAACUCCUGCUCCUCCUGGCUCUCCUCGUGGGGGCGGUGUCCACCCGGCAUCUCAAGGUGGACACGUCCAGCUUGCAGAGCCUGCAGGGAGAGGAGAGCUUGGCCCAGGAUGGGGAGACUGCAGAAGGGGCCACCAGGGAGGCUGCCUCAGGGGUGCUGAUGCCGCUGCGUGAAGAGGUGGAGGAGGAAAUGGAAGGAGGCUCUGGGAGUGAAGAUGACCCCGAGGAGGAGGAGGAGGAGAAGGAGAUGGAGUCCAGCUCAGAGCUGGAUAUGGGCCCUGAGGAUGUCCAGUGUCCUAAGGAAGAGGACAUAGUAAAAUUUGAGGGCAGCCCUGGAUGCAAAAUCUGCCGAUACGUUGUGCUGAGUGUCCCCAAGACAUUUAAACAAGCCCAGUCGGUGUGCCAGAGAUGCUUCCGGGGAAACCUGGCGUCCAUCCACAGCUACAACAUCAACCUCCAGGUGCAGAGAAGUUCCAGGAUCCUCAAUGUGGCCCAGGUCUGGAUUGGAGGCCAACUCAGGGGCAAGGGUCACCACAAACACUUUCAUUGGGUGGAUGGAACCCUCUGGAAUUUUUGGUACUGGGCAGCUGGGCAGCCCUGGAGAGGCAACAACAGUGGCAGAUGCGUGACCCUGUGUGCCCGAGGAGGUCACUGGCGCCGAUCUCACUGUGGUGUUAGACGUGCUUUCUCCUGUUCCUACUGAGAGCAGCUUGGAGCUCCUCUCUGCUGCCCUCACUAGCAGCUGCCUCUCCUCUCCUGCCUGCACUCCUCCCUCCUCUGCCCUGCAAUAAAAUCUCUCU